Lineus longissimus is the source of this 2062-nucleotide messenger RNA. RefSeq names its product cystatin-B-like. NCBI's taxonomy places the organism in Eukaryota, Metazoa, Nemertea, Pilidiophora, Heteronemertea, Lineidae. The transcript has 3 exons. Gene Ontology annotation, molecular function: cysteine-type endopeptidase inhibitor activity. Bases 301 to 618 code for a protein of 105 amino acids. Gene Ontology annotation, cellular component: cytosol. The record is from RefSeq and is a predicted model, not a curated record.
AAUCCCGGGAAACGGCUCACUCACCCGAGUCAUUCUCUCACAAAAACAACUUUAAACUUACUAACUAAAGGUAUUAGGUGUGUGACUCUUAUGUUAAUAAAACAACUGAGGAGAGGAAAUGCAGUAGGGAACUAAUAAGAACGAUAACAAUCUUGAUCAUCUAUUUCUGAAUCGUACGGCCUUCGUCGAAUCAGGAACGACGCGUCAACAAGUCUUGUGAUUUCGUGAUCUGUGCCAAAUCAAAAUCCUCCGCUUUUUCUUCUUGUUUUUGGCGGUUUAUUUCCAUUAAAAGUAGUAGAAAUGAUGAAGUGUGGCGGAACUGGUGAACAGCAUGCUGCUGGAGAAGAGGAAUGUAAAAUAGUAGCAGAGCUCAAGGGAGAUGUUGAGAAAAGAACGGGAAAAUCCUAUAGCACAUUUGAAGCUGUGGCUGUGAAGACACAAGUUGUAGCAGGAACAAACUAUUUCAUCAAGGUGCGCGUUGGCGAUGGUGACUACAUCCAUUUGAGGGUUUUCAAACCUCUUCCAUACACAGAUGAACCCAUUCAACUCAUUGGCGUGCAGGAAGGCAAGUCCGAGUCCGACCCAAUCGACUACUUCCAGGAAGAGAACAAGGCUUGAAGGAUACUUCAUCCAUCUUCAGCUGUAAACCAAAAAAUUUUUGCAGGCACUUUAUAUCAUGGAUUUUACAAAUGACAGAGAUUUGCGAAAUUUGUUUCGCCUCAAAACGCUGAAAGGAACUUCGUAAUCCAACAAAGAAACCCAGGAAUUUUUGAUUUUUUAAAGAAAGUUUUGUGACUCACAUAGAUAAAGGGGCGUAAAUAUUUGGAUGUUUACAGUAUUCAUUCGUGGACCAAUAUGUCAUUAUAAUGAAAAUUAUCCUCGUAGCCCUCUUCAGGGAAUAGAUACUUAGAUGCAUGUGAACUGUAAUCUGGAGCUAGAAUUGGGAAAUACAUUUUCAAAAACAUUUUCUACUGAUAUCUGUUCUAAACUUUAUAGCAUUGCAAUAGGUUUCGUGAACUCAUCUUUUAAGUUUAAAAGUUUAUAAAGGGCUUUCAGCCAUAGUUGUUUCGUAGUAUAGUGCGUGGAGCCUUCAAUUUGGGGGGGGGGUUAAAAAAUGUGUGUUUUACUGGUCAUUUGCCACUUUCCACUAGUUGAGAGGGAGGGUUAUUUCUGGUAUUUUGAUUGACUGCAAAUCUUUGGAUUUGUUUCAGUGGUAGCUAUUGGCAUAAAAAACACAUAAUUGGUUCCCUUUAAAAUACUACACUGUGUCCUCAGAAUUACACGUCCUUUUACAGGAGAGCGUUCAUAGAUUUGUCUUGAAGGAUCGGAUCAUAUACAUUUUGUACACUUUUGCAUUUCAUCAUGGGUAAAAUGUUAAAUAUGAAUGAUUUGUUAAAUAUGAAUGAUUUGUUAAAUAUGCAUGAUUUCAAUUGAUGCAGAGGUUUUCACUGCCAAACCAGAUUUCUCUACUGUCCGUUUUGUCUGGUGGCCCGCCAGGCUAUAAAAUGUGAAAUUUAUCAUCACGACAGACCAUAAUCUUUGAAGCAGAAGUGAUUUAAGGAAUUGAUACCGAACUAAAGGUUUUAGUUGUCUCGGCCUCGGUUUUUACCAACAAUUUAACUGUUGCAGUUUUGGUGAGACUUUCAAUACCAAUAGUGAAGUAUCAAUUUUUAUUCUACAACACCUCAAUUUGCAAUGCAUAAUCUGAUUUCAAAUGCUUUUUAAAUGCUUCCAUAUUUUGCACCAACCCAAGCGAUUUUGGUUGUUUAACCAUAACCGCUGAAUUCAAAACAAGGCUUCGUAGGCGCAUAGUGCAUUUACACAACAAGAAUUUUCUAUUAAAAAAGUCAUCAAUGUCUGAUGGUCAGGUUGAUAUCUACAAAAUUAUCGACGUCGGGACGACAUCAUGUUGACGCUGGUCGAUCUUGCAAGAUGUCAGCCCGACAUUCGCAUAUUUUAAUACCUGUGUAAUAUUUUGUCUGUCCAUGGAGAUGUACUUCAUCUUAAUAUUUAAUGAUCUACAAUGAAUAAAUAAAUUCUUGUGAAUAAUAUAAUGAAUACA